UGGCUGUAUCUUUUGUAAGUACAAAGGUAUCCGUGUAAUCUAUUCGGUACCUGUUACAGCAUUAUUCAGAAACCGAUACAAAAAGUUGAUAAAGUAGAUUUUAUAGCAAUAUUUUGUAUUCGUUUUCAGUAAUGUUUGAAACGAUCGUGUAACAAGGAAAUAUGGCUAAAUCUAAAAAUCACACCAAUCAUAAUCAGAAUCGCAAAGCUCAUCGGAAUGGUAUCAAAAAGCCGAAACGUUAUAGGCACGAGUCUACGCUUGGUAUGGACUUAAAGUUCCUAAGGAAUCAACGAUUCGCUAAGAAACACAAUCUAAAGCCAAAAGAACAGCUAAAGAGGGCAGAAAAACGCAAAGCGCUAUGCGAAGCGCUUCGCGAAGUUAAGAAAUAAGUUUAUGUAACGAUGAAUUUAUUAUAAUAAAAACUUGAUAAACACUUUUUUUCUAUUA
Messenger RNA from Nomia melanderi (Alkali bee), 447 nucleotides. It is a transcript of the gene RpL29, whose product is annotated as ribosomal protein L29. Gene Ontology annotation, molecular function: structural constituent of ribosome. The record is from RefSeq and is a predicted model, not a curated record. Gene Ontology annotation, cellular component: ribosome; cytosolic large ribosomal subunit. Gene Ontology annotation, biological process: cytoplasmic translation. NCBI's taxonomy places the organism in Eukaryota, Metazoa, Arthropoda, Insecta, Hymenoptera, Halictidae.